AUGAAGCUCUCAGCAAUUGUUCUCAGUCUUGCGGCCACGGCCUCUGGUCACACCAUCUUCCAGAAGGUCUCUGUUAACGGCGUUGACCAAGGUGCUUUGAAGGGUGUCCGCGCCACUUCGAGCAAUAAUCCGAUUCAGAACGUCAACGAUGGUGGCUUUGCUUGCAACAACAACAUCCAGCACAAGGACAAUAACAUCAUCUCCAUCCCCGCCGGUGCUAAAGUAGGUGCUUGGUGGGGUCACAUCAUCGGCGGUGCUCAAGGAUCUAACGAUCCUGACCAUCCUAUUGCUGCAAGUCACAAGGGCCCUAUUAUCGUGUACCUUGCCAAGGUUGACAAUGCCGCCAGCACCGGCACGUCAGGCCUCAAGUGGUUCAAGGUUGCCGAAGCCGGACUCAGCGGAAGCACUUGGGCGGUAGACACAUUGAUCUCGAAUGCCGGCUGGCACUACUUCAACCUGCCGCCUUGCGUCGCAGCAGGCGACUAUCUCAUGCGAGUUGAGAUUAUUGCUCUUCACAGCGCUUCAUCACAAGGUGCCGCCCAAUUCUACAUGGGGUGUGCUCAAAUCCGCGUUACCGGUUCUGGUACCAACGCCGGCUCGAAUACCGUCAGCUUCCCCGGCGCCUACUCUGCUACGCAUCCCGGCAUUCUCAUCAGCAUCUACGACAACACUGGCAAGCCCACCAAUGGUGGUAAGGCGUAUUCCAUCCCCGGACCGACUGUAAUCACCUGCUCUGGUGGCGGCAGCAGUGGUGGAAGCACUUCACCUCCUCCUGCUUCCAACCCUCCCCCGUCAAGCGGUGGAGGUUCCGGCGCUCCGCUCUACGGUCAGUGUGGCGGUCAGGGUUGGACCGGUGCAACGACCUGCACUUCGGGUUCAUGCAAGGCUUCCAAUGAAUACUACAGUCAAUGUUUGCCGUAA
Molecule: messenger RNA, 921 nt
Organism: Colletotrichum karsti
Lineage: Eukaryota; Fungi; Ascomycota; Sordariomycetes; Glomerellales; Glomerellaceae
Product: putative glycosyl hydrolase family 61
Exons: 3
Coding region: 1-921 (306 amino acids)
Biological process (GO): carbohydrate metabolic process
Cellular component (GO): extracellular region
Molecular function (GO): cellulose binding
Source: RefSeq, a predicted model, not a curated record